AAAAAGUUAUUCGCAGAAAACCAAAAUUUUAUGGCUCUAUUAACUUUUGGCACUUUUUGGCACAAAGGAGAUGCGACAAUCGAUUUUCGACCACAGGCCCGGAUUGGCAACUCGAUGGAAAGUUUUUUGGCACGUUUGGAUUUCCCAACAUUGAAACACAGUAAAAGUUAUUCGGCCUCAAAGUCAAAAUUUUUUUCAAUUUUCCGACGUCGCUGUGACGUCAUAGCCACGCCCAAUUUCAAAACCGACCACACCCAACGAUGCCCCUUGAAAAGGACAACAUUUGGUGUAAGGGGCGUCGUGGUACCCCGCUGGUUCAAAAGUUAUGGCGAAAAGACUUUUUUGGCACCCCGUUUUUGACCCUAUUUUUUGGUUUUUGGCACACAGUGGCGCAACCGUAAAAGGUACCAAGUCGCCGUUCCCACCCUUUUCAAUCCACCAUAUAGGGAUCACCUUGGCACCGUUUGCACAUCUGUACCACUUUUGGUCUCUCUGUGCCAAGGUCCCAAACAGGGCCCACUUUCGCUUUCCUCUGUGACGUCACGACCACGCCCAACCACGCCCAAACUCAAGUCACUCGUGGACCUCGCGGAGAUCUUUCGUUUGAGCCAGGUCCCAGUUUUGUCCCAUUUGUGGUUCAAAAGUUACGGUCCAAAGUGUGUUUUUGGCACUUUUCGGCACCAGUGCCACUCGGUUUGUGCCAAAUUACUCGGAACGGAAAGGUGGUACCCUGGUGCAAACGAAGGUCCUCAGUUACCCCACUGAAUUUGGCACAGUUUGAGCCUAUUUGGGCUUCUGUACCUCUUGUCACUUUUUUGCCCCGUCAGUUUGAAAAUCGGCGAAAAAGUGCCAAAAUCGCCUCUUCUGACGUCACUGUGACGUAGGUGCCACGCCCAAUCCGAGUACCGUUUAUUGCAAAAGGUGCGCCUUCACUAGCUCUACGACCUCCCGCAAACCCCGUUUCGAUACCCCUCUUCGUUUUUGAGUUAUUCACGAAAAACCUGUUUUUGGCCGUUUUUUUCCACCCCCGUGACACAUGUUUUUUGGGGUUUACCCCACCUUACCCCGUUACCCCAACUCCCAGAUUUCGUAUUCGACUAGGGCCUCUUACAGAUACACCUUCUAAAAAAAGAAUUUUUCGAUUCCCACUUGCCGUUCAAAAGUUAUUCGCGAAAAACACUUUUCAAAAAAUCUGCACCUACCAAUUUGCAAUAUCUUUUUGAAAUAAACUCGGGAAUACUUACUUUAUGCUUGGAUAUCUAGAACUGCUCAUUUUCCUCACUUUUGUUGGAGAAUCUGCUAAAUGUUUUGGUCGGAAAUUUUUGGAGCCGCAAUGGACCUAAUCGCAGCAGCCGCUUCGUGAUAUGUUGCAGAACUAUUCAAUCAAUAAAAUGUGUCACAAAUCGUCAAGCCCAUCUUUUCCAACCGAUUGCGAUUUUGUUAUGGGAACAAAUAACGCUGCAAAUUGCGUGAAAGAACAUUUCGUCCUCUCACUAAAUAAAAAUACCAAAAUUCCCUCGACAAACAGGUUCACUCGAUUACCUCACUCAAUAGCUGGAAAAGAGUAGGCAUAAUAAAAUGGCUUAAAAUAUGCCACUUUCCAUCAAAUAGAGCGUUUUCAUGUGACGUAAGAAAAUCGGAAACGAGGUUGGUGGCCAUGUUGGUGUUCCACCACUGAUCUCUGUGUUAAAAGUUGUUAAGCAUGGCUACUAAUUCAACUGAGACAGUCACGAAGAGGGACGUGAAAACUUGACACGAAGCAAUCCCAUUAUCCGAUUAUGCAAAACGAUUGGAUUCACAUGUUAAAGAGAGGUAUAUGGAGAAAGUAGCAAUAAUUGGUAUUGACCCUUUGCUGAUUUCAGAAGAAAAACACGAUCCAGAAUGCUUGCCACCAGUGGAAGCCGCCAAUUUACUCUCGUAUUUUGUUGAGGACAUAAGCUACUAUACAAAUAUGCAAUUCAAAGCAUUUCGAAGUUUGCAUGCUUACAAUCAAAUGGUCUCUGGAUUAAUAUCAAGUGUCCAGGGACAGAUUAUUUCCAACAAAUACGUUGUUUUGGGAAAGGUACGGCACUCGCAGAGGAUGAAUGAUCCACCUGUUCUGCUUUUGAUCAUAACGGAAAAAGACGGGACGAUUCUUUGCGCACAUUGUGUAGGCUGUAUGGCAGGCCUUGGGUAAUGCUGCUCCCACAUCGCAAGUGUUCUUUUUUAUUUAGAAGUUUGGACCAGACUCAAUGGUAAGCUUGCUUGUACACAAACCAAAUGUACAUGGAUCUUGCCAACAUAUGUCAAGGAAAUAUCCUAUGCUCCAGUCAAGAACAUAGAUUUCACCUCUUCCAAGAAACUGAAACAGAAUCUUGAUAAGGCUGUUGAUGAUGUUAUCAUCCCAUUGCCUAAACAGGAUGAAUGCUUCACUAGAACCAGACCUGAUAAAGCAAUGAUAGACAAUGCAUCCCCAAGUGAAGAUGAGAAAAAUUCUUUCUACAGGGAAUUGAAUUCAUGCAAGAAAAAGCCUGUCGCAUUAAGUUUGAUCAAGCCAUAUGCAGACUCCUUCAUCCUCAAAAGCAGGAACAUCCCCACUAUAUCAGAUUUAUUUGAUGAGAAAAAUCUUAAACUUGAAUAUCAUCAGUUGAUAAAAUUAUGUUCAGAAACAAACAUCAGCAUCAGUGAAACUGAUAUCAAUGAAAUUGAAAGGGAUACAAGAAGCCAGUCUAAAGGAAGUGCAUUUUUCCGACAUCGAGCAGGCAGGAUUGGUGCUUCAGUUUCAAAGCAAGCAUGCCACACAAAUCCAGCACAGCCAUCUCAAUCAUUAAUCAAAUCAAUUUGCUACCCACAUCUUUUCCAGUUCCAAUCAGCUGCAACAGACCAUGGUUGCAAGCAUAAGCAAAAUGCAAUUAAUGCAUUUGAAGAGCAAAUGAAACUGUCCCAUUUAAAUUAUCAGACAAUUAAAUGUGGAAUAUUUGUUCACCAACUACCAAGUGCAACAGCAACUAUUUACAACAAAGAAGGGUUUCUGCGAUUUUGUUGUUUGUGGCUUCACUGAAACUGCAACUGCUUUUAUUCAUGAAAGAAUUAUGCCUGAUGAAUGCCAUUUGAACCAUGUUUUACCAAAGUUAUCCCAAUUUUGGCAAUACUGUAUCCUGCCAGAAAUCUUAGGUAGAUGGUAUACAAGGAGAUCACAUUUGUUGAAGGCAGUGGAGGGCUGCAAAUCAUUUUGCUUCUGCAGGGUUGAAACAGAAGAAUUUACCAUAAAAUGCCACAAGGAAAAAUGUCCCAUAUCUUUGUACCACCCAUCCUGCUUGAAGAUAUCUAAGUUUCCUAAGAAUUGGCUCUGCCCUCAUUGUCAAAGGCUCCCUGAAUUGAAAAAAAAUCAGGGAAAGAGAGCAGGAAGAGAGAUCAUGCAAUGCAUGAAGCACUAAAUUUGAAUACAAUUUGCAUCUGUCAAACAAAGGCAAAUGAGGUUGAUAAGAUAAUCGAAUGCCAAGCUAAAGAAUGCAAAAGUGGAAAAUUCUUUCACCUAACUUGCCUAGGAUAUAAAAGAAGACCAAAUAACAGCAUGAAAUCUUGGAUAUGCAGUUAUUGCAAAGCAAAUGGAACAAUUGAUUAAGCAACUACUUCCAAACAAGAUGAGCCUUUGCAUUACAUAGAUAGAUUCUGACAUUGAAAUCACCAGUGGCUGAAAAGAAAUCAGAAACAUUUGCCCCUCUAAGAGCACUCAAUGGCAGGCACUACAUUAAAUUAUGUCAACAGAUGAUUGGUUUGAUUGUGACAUAACUAUAAGAUUUAAGUCAAUUUAAGAACCGUAAAUCCAAAUGUUGAAGGAUUGGACCAUAAAGAAACAUUGGAUGUUGUUUCUGGCGGAUUUCCACAAAUAUUUAAAUGUUGUUCAUUUUUAAUCUAUAUUUCUAGCUUUACUAACAAGUUCUUUAUAAUAACUCCCAUUUUACUACUUUAUAGAUUUUCUCACAGAUACUGGUGUUACACACAGUAUUUUUUUAUAAGGUGUUAAUAGGAGAUUGGGGGUUACAUUGUUGAAAAAGUAAAAAAAACCUAAUUGUUUUACUACUUUCUAGUCAAACUACUACUACUUUUUAGAUACUUUCUAGUCAAAAGGAAUUACAGAGGGGCAUAAAUUAGUUAGGGAUGCACAAACUCGAAUAAUUCUGUCAAUAGUAGGGCAAGUGUUUCCUUUCGAUGUAGUCAAGUAGUCAAUAGGUAACGUUCCUUGAAGCAUUGUGUACUUUUGGCGCAAAAGUCCAAUAACUCUCUCAACAUGAUUUCUCACAUUGGCAAUUCCUCUUGUUUUUUCCACAUCUACUGGGUCCAAUUGGUCUUUUCCUUUUGUAAAGGCAGGUAUUGCAAGCUUAGCUUGAUACAGCCCAACACUUUCUUCUAUUGUAAAGCCCCUGUCUGCCAAUACCAAAUCUCCAGGUUUCAACAGUUUCAAAAUACCACAGUUGUCAGUUAGGUAUUUGUCUGAUGUACGUCUUCCCCAUGCCUCGAAGCUGAUUGAACCCUGAGGAGUUAUACCAAUAAGAACCUUAAUGGUAUUGUGAUGUUUAUAGUUUGAAAAUGUUUGAGCUCUGGCCAAUAAAUUUGAAGGCCUUUCAAUGAAUACCUCAAAACAAUCUAUGAUCACUGUUGUUUUCUUUCCAAAUGCAUAUUGAAAACAUUGUGGCAUAGUAUUCCAUAGAUCUUCUCUUUCCGGCCAAGAUAUGAGGAAACUUAGUCUGUUAUCAAGGUUGAUCAUCCAAGCUGAAAAGAUUCUGGAAACUGUGGAUAGUGAAGCCCCAAAUCUGUACACAAGGUCCUGAAGUGGCACAUUAAGCCUUAAUUUCAUUAGAACCAAAACAAAUUCUUGAAAUGAAGACAGAAGUGAUUUAUUUUUGACACUGGGUUUAAGAUAUUUAAAGGCUGCCUUUAGAAUUUCAAAGCUUGGCAUUCCAGUAUAAAAUUUCACCUUUGAAUCAUCGCCCUUAAAAUAGGACUCAUCAAGGAGUUUCUCUUUUGGAGUAUUAGCAGUUAGAAAAUCAAAUUCAUUGGUGUCAGUCGCUUUGUCGGACAUUCCAGGCUCCUCAAUAUCAUUAUUUAUAGGGUCAUCCACACCGCUGCUGGGUAAAUCCUUGCUUUCUUCGUCAAAUCCCGAGUUGAAAAUCUCUUUGGCCGUCAAUCCUGGUUCUGUGAAAUGCCUCAUUUCCUCCUUCCUCUUAUUUCAAGUAUUUCCAUUGCACGCUUAUGUCUUCCAGCCACCCUUUCCGCUCUCUUAGCUAUGGAUUCGACUUGGCAACUGCUUUUACGCUUCGAGUGUCCAAGGUUUAAUGUUGGUACCCAGUCAACAUUAUGCUUGUCCCAGUCUUUAGCAGCCGCUCCCGAGACGAAAUGAUGCCCACAAACACGGUCAUUUGCCAAUUUUUUGUCUGUCAAGUCUUCCCGGCUAAUUGCUGCUAUCCAUUUUCGUCUGCGCUCUGUACUUAAUAAUUCAGUUUGCUCUCCUUGAUGAGUAAUUAUUGCUGGGACCCGGAAAAAUGUUAGGCCGUUCUGAUCUUUGCCUUGUUUCUCGCUGCUCUUUCUUCCAGUUUUUUCUCCGCAGGCGACAAUCAGACACAAAACCAUGAUUAGAAUAAUUAUUUCACACAAAAAUUAGACAAAUACCCGAAUGAUUCCCUAAAAUAUCUCGUCAACUUAGUACCCAAGGAGGGAAUAUUAAUUGACAACGUAGUGAUUCUACGCUGCAAGGUUUUAUUAUGGAACACCGACAUGGCGGAUAACAACGGUUGCUAUGCAUAUUUGUCACGUGAUGAAAACGCUCUAUACAAGGCCAUUUAUGAGCAAGUCUCACAAAGGUUUCAAAGCUGCGAGACUGUCCGAUAAAAAGUUGCCAACUCAUGUUUCAAAUCUCGCAAAGUUGUAGUGUUGUAGUCCUUCAAACAGGGGUCUGAUGAGCGUGAAAAUCCAAUUUUGCAGUGCGUGAAUGCGUGAAAAGUCAAAAAAUCGUGCGUGAAGGACAUAUAUAUAAAUGACAUUUAUAAAUCUUCUCAAAUUCUUCAGUUUCGACUAUUUGCAGAUGACACCAGUAUUUUAUUGGCUAACAAAAAUCUUGAUAUCCUAGAACAAACCACCAAUUCGGAGUUACAAAGGGUAUCUGUGUGGUUAUUGGCUAAUACGCUAUCGCUAAAUGCAUCUAAAUCGAACUUCUUGCUGAUAAGCUCUCGUAAAACUGAUAGAAACAUAAAAUUAAAAAUUAAUAACAGAGAUCUCAAACAAGAAAAUUACACUAAAUAUCUUGGAGUAAUAAUUGAUAAUAAGCCCACCUGGAAAUUGCAUAUAAAGCAAAUAAAUUUAAAAUUAUCAAAAGGAAUCGGAGUGCUAUAUAAAUUAAGACAUCUGGUACCAAAACAACCUCUUAAGACUUUAUACUCCUCAUUCAUUCAAUCACAUGUACUAUAUGGUACAUUAAAUUGGGGUUGUGCUAAUAAAACUAUCCUGGAACCUUUAAAACGUAACUUACGAAAAGCAGUUAGAGUAAUCGACUUUGCAAACUACACUGCACAUAGUGAACCUAUAUUCAAACGCCUUAAAAUAUUUAACUUUGAUAAACUUUACCUGCUUGAGACAGCAAAAAUGAUAUAUCAAAUUAGCUCUGACAAAGCUUCUCUUGAAGGCGAGUUUGUAAAAACAAAAAAUGUACACAAUUAUAAUACACGGCAAUCUUCUUCUGAAGGUUUUUCUCUUCCAUCCAUCUCUACAAACUUUAAAAAAAACUUUCUCACUUUCGAUGGUAUUAAAUUUUGGAACUCCCUACCUAUAGAGUUAAAAAAAAUGGAUAAUAAACACCACUUUGUGAAACAGAUGAAAUAUUUUCUUACGAACAAAUUUUGACAUCUGUAGGCUUGAUUACUUUAUGAUUUUUUUAUAAUUGCACUUAGCUGUUAUUACAAUAUUACACAUAGUCUUAUUUUUAUUUCGUUCUACUUUAUUUUAUUCUUGUUAUAUCUUACUGUUAUUAUUCAAACUUAAAAUCGUCAUUAUAAACACGUCAAUUUGGAUACAUGGCUCGAUAGCUUGCCCAAAGUUCUUUCCAUGUGUCCAUCAGCCUAAAAUUGUUUAAUUCUCAUUGCUGUUCUAUAAAAUAUUGCGAUUGACCAUUCAUUGUUAUUUAGCCAUAUUAACUUGGAUAUUUUAUAUUUAGUAUAAUUAUGUUAACCGGUAUAUUGUAAUUAAUCAAUUUUAUGUUGAAAAAAAAAAUAUUUUGA
This is a messenger RNA of Rhopilema esculentum, 7250 nucleotides long. The record is from RefSeq and is a predicted model, not a curated record. Lineage: Eukaryota; Metazoa; Cnidaria; Scyphozoa; Rhizostomeae; Rhizostomatidae.